AUGACUGGAAGCACUGAUGAAAGAACCACGAGUUCAUCCAACUGCUGGAAAAUCAUUCACAUUCCAGACAAGCCUCCCAUUCCUCCUGACAACCAACCCACCAUCAAUGUGCAUGCUGCUGCAAUUGAACCUCGUCAUGCCAAUACUAUAGUAAGGAAGUUAAAUCAGAUUGCACCACUAGAAAAUCUCCGUCAUGUGAAGCGCGUGCACAAGAGGUGUAUGGAUGGAGGUACAUUUGAAUUGUUUGUGGUUUUAUGUGUGGCUUUGGAAAAUGAUGGCAAGUGCAACAAUAUGCCAGAGGAAGUUCUUGAGCUUGUAAAUUUGAACCAGUUGAGUACUUUCAUCACAAAAGUAUGCAGAUAUGCUGCAUCAACAAAGGAAGAAUGGGAAGGACAAUGCAAGCUGUGGCCAACUUCUUUCCAUCCACCCACCUACAAUAUUGAUGGAAUAACUGGAUUUAGUGAGGAGGAUUCACAGUCAAUUUUCCGCUUCAUGAAGUUUGCAGUUGGUUUGGCAAAAUAUGGUGUUGGCUCAGUUGUCAAUGCUGCUGUUAUUGUGGAUCCUUCAACAAUGCAAGUUAUUGCAAGCUCACGAGACCAAGUCCUGUCUUGUAAUACUCUCAUAAAAAGGAGCAAUGGAGAAACAUGUUGCUCAAGGCUUCCAGAAGCAACUCAAUAUGAAACCAUUGAAACAGGAGAUCGCCAAUCCUUGCUUUCAAAAUGUUCGUCCAUUGAUGCACUUACAUAUAAUCGUGUUUCUUGUUUAAAUCCUUGGAGCUGGCUUGAACACAAAUUACAUACAAGUUCUGGUUCUUGGCAUCCUUUACAACAUGCAGCAAUUGUGGCAAUUGAAAAUUCUGCUGCAAGGGACAGGCAUCUUUUUCCGGGAGAUGGACACAUCUCAGAUGAAUUUGUUCGCGAGGACUAUAAGAUGUCUCCAACAGGUUCUCCACUGAAAAGACAAAAGAUCAACCUUGCAAAUGUAAACGAUGAAGAGAACAUGAACUGUCAGAAAAAUGAACUUCGUUUUGACUCAACCAGACCUUAUUUAUGCACUGGUUAUGACAUCUACCUUGUGUGGGAGCCAUGCAUAAUGUGUGCAAUGGCACUCGUGCAUCAACGAAUCAGGCGAAUAUUUUAUGCGUAUCCGAAUUCAAGUGACGGCGCUUUGGGAAGUGUUCACAGGUUGCAGGGGGAGAAAAGCUUGAACCAUCAUUAUGCUGUUUUUAGGGUCUUAAUUCCUGAAGAUGUCCUAAAAGGCGAAGCAUUAGUUGCAAUAGGUGCUGAUAAUUAUUAA
This is a messenger RNA of Fraxinus pennsylvanica, 1296 nucleotides long. The record is from the annotation of a GenBank genome assembly. Lineage: Eukaryota; Viridiplantae; Streptophyta; Magnoliopsida; Lamiales; Oleaceae.